AUGGAGUUGCCAAGGUUUGUGUUGUUCAAAUCACUCGAGAUUAACACAUACUUACGAUGCACCAACGAAAGGCAAGGUGACCUCCGUUUCGUCGAGGCAGAGGAUUUGAGCCUGGACGUAAAGCAUGAAGUUGUGAUCGCAAAGUGUGAAGGUGGACUUGUCCACAUAAGAUGUUGUAAGACCGGCAAAUACUUGAGAAGGCAUAGUGAAGGAAGCGCUUCUCUUGUUGUGGUGGCUGACGACCUAGAGGAAGACCAAUCCAAAUGGUAUUGUACGUUGUUCAAGCCCUCCCCCUAUACCAAGGAUGGAGUUAAUGUCGUCCUAUUACAAUACUUCCACCGUGGGGAAUGGUCAUUCUUAUACCGUAAUAAUGGUGGCUACUUUAGAGUGGGAGAACAUCUACAGGUUAGCAAGGUGGGCCUCCACUUCAUAGCAGUUGAUUGGGUAUUGUUGAUGAUCAAAUUUCUCAAAGAUGCUGAUAUCGAAGUUAUUGUAUCUGUUGAGAACAGGAAAAUGAGGACGUUACCAAGGUUUGUAGUGUUCAGAUCAACACAUAACAACAAAUACUUGUGCUGCGAUGAGGAUGAGCCAAACCUUCUCAGAUUCAACGGAAAGGAUUCUAUGAGCCCAUACUCAAAGCACGAAGUUGUGAUGGCAAAGCGUGGAGAUGGACUGGUCCACAUAAGGUGUUGUUGCACCGGAAAAUUCUGGAGAAGGCUUUCAGAGGAUGACCAUUGGAUUGUUGCCGAAGCUGACGAAGCAGAGGAAGACUUAUCGAAAUGGUCGUGUACGUUGUUUUGGCCCUGCUACGAUGGCAAAGAGUAUGGUAAUAGCGUCCAAUUACAACACUCCCAGCUUGGGGAAAACACAAGCUUAUACCAAAAUUGCUUAACGGCAGGAAAAUCACCACACACCACCACCGAAAAAGUGGGCCUAAUUGCCUUCGACUGGGAAUCGUUGGCGCCCAAAUCUAUACAGUACCCAUCUGUUUAUGAAGAAAAUACAUAUAUUAGAGGUGGUAUAUCCGAUGAUGACAUCAGUACGAAUAUCAGAGGUGGUGUAUCCGAUGAUGGCAUCAAUACGAAUGUUGGUGGUGGUGUAUCACUACGAUUUUCGGAGGUGGCAUAUGAUUUGGAAACUAGGUUCUGGAUGUUCAAUACAAAGCCGGCAAAGUAA
Messenger RNA from Rhododendron vialii, 1176 nucleotides. RefSeq lists its product as uncharacterized. Bases 1 to 1176 code for a protein of 391 amino acids. The transcript has a single exon. Lineage: Eukaryota; Viridiplantae; Streptophyta; Magnoliopsida; Ericales; Ericaceae. The record is from RefSeq and is a predicted model, not a curated record.